ACUAAAGAAACUAAGAAUAAGACUAGUAGUAAAUGACCUCAGUUUUGGAUACAUAUUAAAAUGACAUAUCUGAGAAUGUAAAAAAUGGCUUAUCAGAAAGAGGUAAAGAGGUCAGCUUGUAAUAUAAAGCAGAAAACCUCGGGAGGAUUAACCUGUGUUUCAUUAUGCCUAGAACACUUUUACUGCUUCCAUUGGUGAGAUUCUACAUGAUUUCCUUAUAGCUCUCCAAUAAGAAAAGGAUGAUAAUGAUAAUUUUUUUCUUCUCUAUGAAGGGAGCUAAGAAUGCAAACACUCCCUUCCAUUCUCCUUUUAGCUUUGAGAAGACCAGAAAUUAGUGGAUAAUUCCUUACUGUUAGGGAAAAUUGUUUAUCAGAAGUACUAUAGAAAGGACUUCCUUUGUGAAAGAAGUCAAAGGUUCUUACAAGCAAAUCCAAGAGUGGCUCUGAGGCGAGGCUAUUCUAAGUUUUAGAGAGUCAGUUAAAUUAAAACCUGGGAGUAUUAGAGACAAAAUUAAUUAUUUGAAAAGAGCAUCAAGUUCCUUUAGUAAAAACAAAAAGUUAGAAAUGAUAAGGGUGAAGUGAUUGUGGUAAAAAAGACCUGAUAAUUCAGAUUGCUUUAUAUUAUUUAAUAAUAUGUUUUACCAACUUGACACAGUUUAACAAUUUAAUCAAGAUAUUUAUCUUUGAUAUAGGUGGAAAAUUUAUAUUCAUAAAUUUGAAUGGAUUUGAAGCUGAAGAACCUUUGAUUCUCAGGAGAGGUACCUAGUUGAUAGUCGCUGGUUCAAACAGUGGAAAAAAUAUGUUGGCUUUGACAGUUGGGACAAAUACCAGAUGGGAGAUCAAAAUGUAUAUCCUGGACCCAUUGAUAACUCUGGACUUCUCAAAGAUGGUGAUGCCCAAUCACUUAAGGAGCAUCUUAUUGAUGAAUUGGAUUACAUACUGUUGCCAACUGAGGGCUGGAAUAAACUGGUCAGCUGGUAUACAUUGAUGGAAGGUCAGGAACCAAUAGCACGAAAGGUGGUUGAACAGGGUAUGUUUGUAAAGCACUGCAAAGUAGAAGUAUACCUCACAGAAUUGAAGCUCUGUGAAAAUGGAAACAUGAACAAUGUUGUAACUAGAAGAUUUAGCAAAGCUGACACAAUAGAUACAAUUGAAAAGGAAAUAAGAAAAAUCUUCAAUAUUCCAGAUGAAAAGGAGACGAGAUUGUGGAACAAAUACAUGAGCAAUACAUUUGAACCGCUGAAUAAACCAGACAGCACCAUUCAGGAUGCUGGUUUAUACCAAGGACAGGUGUUAGUGAUAGAACAGAAAAAUGAAGACGGAACAUGGCCAAGGGGUCCUUCUACUCCUAAGUCCCCAGGUGCAUCCAAUUUUUCAACUUUACCAAAGAUCUCUCCUUCAUCUCUAUCAAAUAAUUAUAACAACAUCAACAACAGAAAUGUGAAAAACUCAAAUUAUUGUCUCCCAUCAUAUACUGCUUAUAAGAACUAUGAUUAUUCAGAACCUGGAAGAAACAAUGAACAGCCAGGCCUCUGUGGCCUAAGUAACUUGGGAAAUACGUGUUUCAUGAAUUCAGCUAUUCAGUGUUUGAGCAACACACCACCGCUUACUGAAUAUUUCCUCAAUGACAAGUAUCAAGAAGAACUGAAUUUUGACAAUCCCUUAGGAAUGAGAGGUGAAAUAGCUAAAUCUUAUGCUGAAUUGAUCAAGCAAAUGUGGUCUGGAAAAUUUAGCUAUGUCACACCAAGAGCUUUUAAGACACAGGUAGGACGUUUUGCACCACAGUUCUCUGGAUACCAGCAGCAGGACUGUCAAGAACUAUUAGCUUUCCUGUUAGAUGGACUACAUGAGGAUUUGAAUAGAAUUAGGAAAAAACCAUAUAUACAAUUAAAAGAUGCUGAUGGAAGAGCAGAUAAGGUAGUUGCUGAAGAAGCCUGGGAAAACCAUUUAAAAAGAAAUGAUUCUAUCAUAGUAGAUAUAUUUCAUGGCCUUUUCAAAUCAACUCUAGUUUGUCCUAAAUGUGAUAAGAUUUCAGUAACAUUUGAUCCUUUUUGUUACUUGACACUUCCAUUGCCCAUGAAAAAAGAACGUACCUUGGAAGUUUAUUUAGUUAGAAUGGAUCCACUUACCAAACCUAUGCAGUACAAAGUGAUUGUCCCCAAAAUUGGAAACAUACUUGAUCUUUGCACAGCAUUGUCUGCUUUAUCAGGAGUACCUGCAGAUAAGAUGAUAGUUACUGAUAUAUACAAUCAUAGAUUUCACAGAAUAUUCACAAUGGAUGAAAAUCUUAGUAGUAUUAUGGAGCGGGAUGAUAUUUAUGUGUUUGAAAUUAACAUCAAUAGGACAGAAGAUACAGAGCAUGUGAUUAUUCCUGUUUGCCUACGAGAAAAGUUUAGACACUCAAGUUAUACCCACCAUACUGGUUCUUCACUUUUUGGUCAGCCUUUUCUUAUGGCUGUACCACGAAACAAUACUGAAGAUAAACUCUAUAAUCUCCUACUUUUGAGAAUGUGCCGAUAUGUCAAAAUAUCUACUGAAACAGAAGACACUGAAGGAUCCCUACAUUGCUGUAAGGACCAAAAUAUUAAUGGAAAUGGCCCAAAUGGCAUACAUGAAGAAGGCUCACCAAGUGAAAUGGAAACAGAUGAGCCAGAUGAUGAAUCAAGCCAAGAUCAAGAACUUCCCUCUGAGAAUGAAAAUAGUCAGUCUGAAGAUUCAGUUGGAGGAGAUAAUGAUUCUGAAAAUGGAUUAUGUACCGAAGAAACUUGCAAAGGUCAACUCACGGGACACAAAAAACGAUUGUUUACAUUCCAGUUUAACAACUUAGGCAAUACUGAUACCAACUACAUCAAAGACGAUACCAGGCAUAUAAGAUUUGAUGAUAGGCAGCUUAGGCUAGAUGAAAGAUCUUUUCUUGCUUUGGAUUGGGAUCCUGAUUUGAAAAAAAGAUAUUUUGAUGAAAAUGCUGCUGAGGAUUUUGAAAAACAUGAAAGUGUGGAAUAUAAACCGCCUAAAAAACCCUUUGUGAAAUUAAAAGAUUGUAUUGAGCUUUUUACAACAAAAGAAAAGCUAGGUGCUGAAGAUCCCUGGUAUUGCCCAAAUUGUAAAGAACAUCAGCAAGCCACAAAGAAAUUGGAUUUAUGGUCCCUACCUCCAGUACUUGUGGUACAUCUCAAGCGAUUUUCCUAUAGUCGAUACAUGAGAGACAAGUUGGAUACCUUAGUUGAUUUUCCUAUCAUUGACUUGGAUAUGUCGGAAUUCCUAAUUAAUCCAAAUGCAGGUCCUUGCCGGUAUAAUUUGAUUGCUGUUUCCAACCACUAUGGAGGGAUGGGAGGAGGACACUAUACUGCUUUUGCAAAAAAUAAAGAUGAUGGAAAAUGGUACUACUUUGAUGACAGUAGUGUCUCAACUGCAUCUGAAGAUCAGAUUGUGUCCAAAGCAGCAUAUGUACUCUUCUACCAGAGACAAGACACUUUCAGUGGAACUGGCUUUUUCCCUCUUGACCGAGAAACUAAAGGUGCUUCAGCUGCCGCAGGCAUCCCAUUAGAAAGUGAUGAAGAUAGCAAUGAUAAUGACAAUGAUAUAGAAAACGAAAAUUGUAUGCACACUAACUAAUGAAAGUCCUAGAAGCCAUAAAAGAGAGACUUUCCUGCUGGUGGUAUCGAUUGAAAUGAAGUUAUCCACCACAUUAAACAAACGUCUGAGAUGGGGAGUUUCAGAUAACUGAAUGUAAAUCCUUUAUCAGAUUUUAACUUGUGCAGUACUUGAAGUGAAACACAAUGAAAAACUUUAACAGAAAUUGUCUCUUAAUACAUUUACAGUCUUGUAUUUACAAGCUAAAUAUAUAUAGGAAAUCACAAAUAAAUCCCUUUUAAGUUUGCUGCUGUUUUGAUGAAUUAUGUUUUCUUUAAUUUUUUGGAUGUGAGUUAAUUGAUGACAAAUGUUAAAUUUGUGGAUGUUGGUCAUUUUUUGCUCUAAUAAUACUGCAAGAAAACUAUGGCUGAACUUAGUUUUUGAAUAAUCUAGUUCAUGUGCAUCAAGCAUUUAGCUGCAGUAUCAAUGUGACAUAAAUACUGCAGUAGUAUCCUUGGAAAACCAAAUUUUCAAACUAUCCCUGGUAAUCAGUGUGGGCCUAUUAAAAAACCAAAUCAAGAUAAAAGAAACAAUCUUGAAAAAGUUACUUCCUUUUGUAGUAUCAUUAAAAUCAUCUUAUCGCUACUGUGGAAACAGGUUCUAAAUUUCAUGCUCCAUCUGAAGUCAUUGUUCAGUUAAAUGUGUUUUUUACAGCUAUUGGGAUCUAUUCCUUAGACAUUCAAAUUCUUUUUUACUUUCUUCGUAUUAAAAUGCAUAUUUUUAAUCUGGUGUUGGUCCCAAAUUAAAAUUUUUGCUGUCUGUUUUUCUCUACCCCAUUUUUUGGUAAUUUGUCAACUUUUAGCUCUCCCAAUUGUAAUAUAAGAACAGACUUGAUAGUAUUCUGUAUCCAUAGUAAUAAUUACAUCAAGCUUAGGAUGAGAAAUUUUUUUCAUAUACUGGCCUUUAAAUCAUUAUUGGACAAUUGGCUUUAAAGGUAGGUCUGUUAACUUUCUUUGUGUGUUCCUGAUGGAAUUCACCAUAGCCUUACAGCUUUUCUCAGAAGGUAACUUGCUAUAAGAGAAUUGGCAUUUGCAUGUUCCAGAGUGAGAACCUGUACAGUAUAUAAAGCAUACAAACCUUGAAUUUGAUUUUAGUUCACCACAUUUAAGGAUCCAGGAUGCCAAAAAUAUGUGUGAACAUUUGAAACAUUUUUCAUUUGCUGCUUUCCCUUUGAUCUAGUUGAAAAGAAUGUAUUGUAAAUUGGCAUACAAUACUGCCUUUAAUAGAAAAUCUAAAUGCUGGGGCACAUUUCACAUAUCGACUACCUGAGAAAUUGCUUUGUGUCCUACUGUUAUUAAAGCAAAAAGUAUAAUGUUCUUCACUUGAACUAAUCAAAUACAAUAGAUUAUAAAUUGUGUAUUGUAAAUAAAAGUUCACUCUGUGAGUGCACAUUUUGGUAAAUUAUUUAUUUAUGUUAGCAUUUAAAAGUUUUAAGAAAUGCAUUUGACCAGGAUAAAUAAAUGAGGUAUGUUGAUCAUGGCUUUGCUUUAUACCUUGAUAUUAAAGCUGGUUUUACAUCCUGGUA
Molecule: messenger RNA, 5157 nt
Organism: Myotis lucifugus (little brown bat)
Lineage: Eukaryota; Metazoa; Chordata; Mammalia; Chiroptera; Vespertilionidae
Gene: USP15
Product: ubiquitin specific peptidase 15
Exons: 22
Coding region: 831-3614 (927 amino acids)
Biological process (GO): protein deubiquitination
Molecular function (GO): cysteine-type deubiquitinase activity
Source: RefSeq, a predicted model, not a curated record